Molecule: messenger RNA, 2873 nt
Organism: Puccinia graminis f. sp. tritici CRL 75-36-700-3
Lineage: Eukaryota; Fungi; Basidiomycota; Pucciniomycetes; Pucciniales; Pucciniaceae
Exons: 4
Coding region: 298-2556 (752 amino acids)
Molecular function (GO): protein binding
Source: RefSeq, a predicted model, not a curated record
CAGCCCUUGGAAGCCACCUUCAUCUUCUACACUGCCUAUCCACAACCUGCACAAUCAGAUCCCCCGGCUCUCUCUUCACAGCUGACAGCCCCCACUGCACAACAAAUAUCCAACCCCAUCCUCCAAGCCCCCGAUAAUCAAGCCGUCCUGUCUGCUUCCUCUGCCCGCAUCCUAUCUCUUAUCUCUUAUCAAAAAAAAAAAAAAAAAAAAAAAAAAUCAAACGGAGAACAGGCAGCUUUUCUUCCGUCUUAAUUUCACCUUCUCAAAUCUGCCACUAGCUAGCAAGCCUUGGCUAUCAUGGCACAGAUCACCGCAGACCCUCGAGGGAUCACGUUGCCCUAUUCCUCGCUGUUUAAUGUCACUCUGCGUGCCCAGUCAACGCGCCUGGUCAAAUCGAGGCCCGCGGAGUAUUUUUGGAAGAAAGCUACGACUAGUGCGGCUUCGAAUCUUACCGCUCACGAAGGAGGACCCAAGCAGGAGGAGGAGGAGGAGGCCAACAAUGUCUGUUGGCUCGAUCCCUGGGCGCCGGCUAUCAGUGAUAGCGAGCAUGAGUCUCCCUCCCAGCCUAUGACCCGAGGACAGUCGAAAUCUAAGAAAACUCUCCGGUUCACCCGCUUAAGGACCAUUGCCUUCAAGGCCUUCAGUCAUAAUAAUCCUGACGCCAAGGGAAACAAACGCAACAUCGUCACCAGUACUGAGGUCUUCUCCCAUCAAAAAACCAACAACGGUCUGGACCAUCAGGGCUCCUCUUCUGAUCAACCCAAGCCUACUCGCGGCACAUCUUCUAUCUUCAAGUCCUGGAAAUUUAAAUCGAAUCCGAACAAUAAUAAUAAGACCCAUGUCAAGAAGAUGGUCGUGGUUCUCAAGAACCGGAUCAGCGCUUCUAGUCCCCGAGACCAACAUCCCAAAACAUGGGAAGACUAUAAUCGUUUAUAUGCCAACGAAGAAAUCGAUGUCAUCAAUCCCCCAUUACCGCCGAUAGAAUCAAAGCGUGAAGAAGAGGGCGACGGGGAAGUGGGGAUCAAGUUCUACCGCGCCCCAGCUCCGACGAACGAGUCGGUGCGCCAACUAGUGGUGAACCGGCUCGGGAUCCUGGGGGGGAAGCCAUUCGACCCGACCGAAGACGGCUCAGCGAGGGCGAAGACUCGGACCGAAAUCGGCGACAUGUUGAUUGCACAGGGCAAAGUGCCGGCCAGUCUGGAAGUCUAUUGGGAGCAUGACCGGCAUUCCUUCCCGACUAUCCAGGACCCUCGGGCCUUGAUCGGCGACGUCCGCAGUGGAAAAUUGCCCCCCGAAACACUCGAGCAACAUCCUAUCUUCAGAAAUAUCGUCAAACGUUGUCGGGAGCUGUUUGGGACCGCCUUAGGAAUCUUAUCGAUUCUCGAUGAUGAUCGCCAAGUAUUCUUGGCUGAAUCUGGUAUGGAAGAGGCCGGUAUGGGAGAGAUGCGAGAGGUGACUAGAGACAUAUCUUUCUGUGCCCACACAAUUCUAAGUGGUCGCAAGGGCCUGACUGUGCUUGAUGCAAAAAAAGACUGGCGAUUUGGAGACGGACCAUUGGUGCAUGAUUUCGGGGCAAGGUUCUACGCAGGCGUGCCGUUGAUGGCGCCGAACAUGGAUGGCAGCCAAGAGGCCGAAGCAAACUCCUGUCCGAUCGGGACCUUGUGUAUCUUGGACUUCAGCCCCCGGGAGUCGUUCAGCUCGGAAGACCAAAGGAAGCUGGUAUAUCUCUCCGAAUAUGCUCGCCGAGAGAUCGAAAAAUGGUUUGCUUGUAAGAUCGAUCACAAGCUUGGAAGGCUCUCGGCUACUCAAGAGGUCUGGGAUCACGAGUUGAAGCGCGUUGCUAGCGCUAAUAGCGAUGGAGAAGACUCGCUGGAAUCCGAGGUCUUGUGUGAUACCCCUAGGUCGCGCCUCAGGAGUCCCACAUCCUCUCACCUUUCAUCUGGCUUCAGAAAGUGGAGAAGCAUCAGCUCGAUCUCAACAGCCCCCCCUUCGUCGCCGUCCCAAUCGACCGCCAGUCCCAAGUCGCCGAGCAAGCCAAGUCCGGGCCUGUUUGAAGAUGUGAAUGCGGCAGUGAAACCGAAGAUGCGAAAGGUAUUCGACCUGGCGACCAAACUGCUCGCGGAAACCUUGGACUUAUCACUCGUCUAUCUGAUGGCUGUUGCGCCCGAGGGACCAUCGCAAGAUCUCGGCCGGACCUUGAUCAUCUCGGGCCACAACAUCCCGCUCCCGGUUCCCGAACUGGACGCCGGCCUCCAUCUGCGUGUCUUGCGCUCGGACGAGGGCGGGCUGAUAUACCAAAACCCAAGCGUAGAAGAGGCUAAAGAGGCUGCCUUACAGCCUAAGCUCGGCUGCAACGCAGCUUCUGACCCGUAUGCAUCUGCAAUCCUCCUCGCCGUCGGCUCGGAAUCUCUUCCCAACGCUGGCGGCUUCGUGUUGGCAGGUUAUACCAACGACCGUAAGAGAGUCUUCGGCGCUGAAGACGUCUCCUUCAUGAAACAGUUUGCCCAACAACUGUCAGCGUAUACUUCAAAAUUAUCUCUUCCUACAAACCAGUAAAAACUAGCAACCAUCAAAUCGUUCAAUAAUAUCUCCUAUGACUACUUUAUUGUUGAGCUAUCUAUGUAGUGUAGUUUACAUAGCGCUACUGUUUCGUGCUUCUUUCUCUUUUGUCAUUUCUCACAUGUCACACCUUGUGACAUUCAUUCUGUUUUCAUUUCUCUCUUAUACUGGGGACAACUGAGUUGGAAAGGAUCCCUUUUCUUCAUCCUUUCCAACCUCAUUGUCUCCAGGUUAGUUUUUCUCUUCUUUUCUCUUCUCUCUUUCUUUCUCUUGGUUGAAAUGACACAUCAAUCCUUUCCAACCUCAUUGUCUCC